Messenger RNA from Lactuca virosa, 220 nucleotides. Lineage: Eukaryota; Viridiplantae; Streptophyta; Magnoliopsida; Asterales; Asteraceae. The record is from the annotation of a GenBank genome assembly.
GACUUCAUGUUUCCAUAUCAUGUAUCUCCCGCUUGCCGCUUGUUGGAAAUGGCAGCUAUCGCAUCUUUUUGAAUUGUUGAUUGUUCUUCGGUUUUCCUCAAAGCCCAAGAAAAUCCAUACGCCCUCAAAUCAUUUUUCUUACACUCCCAAGUUCAUCUCCUCGCAAUCUUCCCUCGUUGAUCGUCCAUCAUCCAUCCCUAUGUACAUUGCAGGGUUUUGA